AUGGUGGGCGCAAUGCCUGUUAACUUAAUACCAAAAUUUUGCAACGGUACCAUGGACAGUCACAAUGGUACUGACGAAAUCGAAAUACAAAUUCACAUCGGUAGUCGCGUUAAGUGUAACGAUGAGUUCGGUACAGUGAAAUAUAUUGGUGAAGUGCACGGAUAUAAAGGUGUUUGGUACGGCGUGGAAUGGGACAAUCCCACCAGGGGCAAGCAUGAUGGAUCUUUGGAUGAUGUUCAGUACUUUAAAGCAUCAAAACCCGCUGCAGGUUCUUUCAUUCGUCCGAACAAAAUAAGUCCGUUGCGGACUUGUUCUGACGCUAUUCGGAAAUAUUACGGAGACAGAGAGGACGAAACAGUGGCGGCUCAUCGCAGGACUGUCAUCAAUGAGUGGAAAAGAGAGAUGGGUGCCCCUUUCAUUGAAAUGGUCGGUUUUGACAAGAUACAUCAGAAACAAAAGUUCGAUCGCCUGCUAGAAGUGUGCGUGCACGACCAGAAUAUAGCCAAGGCUGGGGAUGUAGCUGGCUUGUGUCCUAAUGUUAGGAGUUUGGAUGUGUCCCGUAACCUGUUCUACAACUGGCGCGAAGUGAUCCAGCUGUCUGCUCAACUGCCUGACCUGAGGGAACUGGAUGUAAGCAAAAAUCGCAUGGCUAUCGACAUGCCAGAAGAAACCCUCACCCAACUGUCUAUCAACUUCGCUUCCCUGGAGAAACUCAACAUUUCAGUCUGCGAUUACGAGUGGGCUGACAUUCUGUCUCUCUCUCACUUAUUUCCCAAAAUAAACGAACUCAUAGCUGCUUACAACAGAAUCAAAACGAUAAUACCGCCUUCUGUCACUCUGAGGACUUUGACCACGAUCAGGCUAGACGGGAACCCGCUAGAGUCAUGGUAUGAAAUAAUGAACCUUGGGAUGCUCAAGAACUUGAAGAUAUUGAGUCUGAACGACUGUCUUAUAUCCGAGAUCAGGUUCAACGAUAAUCCUGAUGAGAAGGUGGAUGUGUUUGAGAGUCUGGAGGUGCUGUUUCUUAACAGGAACAGGAUCAAUGAUUGGCGAUCAUUGAGCGAACUGAACAAGCUGCACUGUUUGAAGAAACUGUACUUCUUGAGGAACCCCAUACAGAACACAGAAGACUAUGACACCGGCUCACAACUCAUCUCGGCCAAGAUUGACACACUGCAGGAACUGAACGGGUCGGCCAUAACGCGGGAGCUGCGGCGCGGGGCGGAGUACGACUACCUGAAGCGCUACGGCGCCGAGUGGAAGCGCGCGCAGCUCCAGCCCGCCCUGCGCCAAGCCUUCAGCCUCCAGCACUGCAGGUUCAAUCACCUCAUUGACAAAUAUGGCAUCCCAGAGGACAGCCUGCUCGUGACUCAACCGAAAAUUACAACUCUCACAUCUCAACUACUAGAAAUAGUAUUAAAAGACGAGAGUGGCAAAUCGUUGAAAAAGAAGUUCCCAUCUUCAAUGCUCGUUCAAAAGUUGGUAACACUGGCGCAGAGAUUGUUCUCGAAGGGACACAGCGGUACUCCGACGUUAUAUUUAUUAGAUGACCAGAUGAAAGGCGCAGAAAUAUGUUUAGACAACGUUAUGAAAGAUCUCGCUUUCUUUUCCGUAAAAAAUGGCGACACAGUUCUUGUGAGAUUCAGGUAA
This is a messenger RNA of Arctia plantaginis, 1650 nucleotides long. The record is from the annotation of a GenBank genome assembly. NCBI's taxonomy places the organism in Eukaryota, Metazoa, Arthropoda, Insecta, Lepidoptera, Erebidae.